AUGUAUUUCAUGCAUUCAUGACAUUCUAAAUGUUUCUUAAAUUUGGUGGGUAUUUAUGGUCACAUGCUUUUUCUUCAAGUUUUAUCAAAUGCUUGCAAAUCUCCAAACAUGUUUCCAAUGCAUUUACUUAAAAAAAGAUUUUUGUAGAAGUUUACACAUGUAGUUCAAACCGGUGAUGUUCAAGGAUGAGCUGCAUUUGCUAUUUCCUAAAUCCUAUCAGGGGGUUGUUUGGAGUGUUUUUUUGUGCCUCUGAGCUCAGGAACUUGUGACUCUGGAAGAAGCAGAGGUUGGAGCUUGGCAGGUGUGUGCCUUUCCUCUUUGGAAUGACAGAGCACAGGGGUGGAUACGGAUGAAGAUGGCAGGAACGUACCCUGGGGCAGACCAGCUCUGCCUCUCCACAUGUGACAUUUACUUAACAUACCGGUAGUGCCUCAGUUUCCUUUUCUAUACUUUGUAGAUAAUAAUCAUAGCAGAGCCUCCACACCAGUGUUUAGGGCUUAGGUGAGUAAAAAAUCCUGCUCUGUGCUCCUCUAAGCCUGGCGAGGAGUCCAUACUCCAGCAUCAGCAGGUGCCACUACUGGUGUUGACACCUCUCCUCAGGUGCAGUAGAGAUGGAUGGGACCAAUGGCAGCACCCAGAGCCACUUCAUCCUCCUGGGUUUCUCUGACCACCCCCACCUGGAGAGGGUCCUCUUUGUGGUCAUCCUGGUAGCCUACCUGCUGACCCUGGUGGGCAACAGCACCAUCAUCCUGGUGUCUCGGCUGGACCCCCGGCUCCACACGCCCAUGUACUUCUUCCUCACCCACCUAUCCUUCCUAGACCUCAGCUUCACCACCAGCUCCAUCCCCCAGCUGCUCUACAACCUGAACGGCCAUGACAAGACCAUCAGCUAUGUGGGCUGCAUGGUCCAGCUCUUCCUGUUCCUGGGCCUGGGUGGAGUGGAGUGUCUGCUGCUGGCCGUCAUGGCCUAUGACAGGUUUGUGGCCGUCUGCAAGCCCCUGCACUACACGGUGAUCAUGAGUUCCAGGCUCUGCCUGGGCUUGGUGUCAGUGGCCUGGGGCUGUGGAACAGCCAACUCCUUGGUCAUGUCUCCAGUGACCCUACGAUUACCCCGCUGCGGGCACAACAAGGUGGACCACUUCCUGUGUGAGAUGCCAGCCCUGAUCCGUAUGGCCUGCGUCAACACAGUGGCCAUAGAAGGCACUGUCUUUGUCCUGGCCGUGGGCAUCGUGCUGUCUCCCCUGGUCUUCAUCUUGGUGUCCUAUGGCCACAUCGUCAGGGCUGUGUUCAGAAUCCAGUCAUCCUCAGGAAGACACAGAAUCUUCAACACCUGUGGCUCCCACCUCACCGUGGUCUCCCUGUUCUACGGGAACAUCAUCUACAUGUACAUGCAGCCAGGACACAGCUCCUCCCAGGACCAGGGCAAGUUCCUCACCCUCUUCUACAACAUUGUCACCCCCCUCCUGAACCCCCUGAUCUACACCCUCAGAAACAAGGAGGUGAAGGGGGCACUGAGAAGGCUGCUGCUGGGGAACAGAAAAGGGGGCAAAGAGUGAGGCCCUGGACUGCCCAGCAUCCAGCCUCAGGGUCAACUGCAGUGGGGCCACUGCUGGCCUCCGAGCUGUGGAACAGAACUGGUCUCAGCCUGGAGCUCUCAGCAUCCUAGCAGGGCUGGCCUUCUGGAAACCUGUUUAUGGACAGUGUUGGGUGUUUUAUGAGAGAACAGCACAGGGUCUGUCACCCACACCCAGGUGUGCAGACCUCACCCCACCAGCUCCUAUCAGGGCCUCACUGGAAGCAGCCCCUCUCUGAGUCCUGCUUCUGUAGCUUGUUGUUAGUUCACAUAGUGCUAUCAGCAUUUUAUCUAGAAUCCCCCAGCUCUCUCUGGGCUCUUGGUGUGAACCACUAUCUCUUCCUGGAUGGCAUCAAAGGCUGAGUUCAGUGUGGUUUGGUAUUUUUCUCCCAUAUUGCACCACAGGCUUACAUAGGAUCAUUUUGUCUUUUUCUGUCCUUUAUUAGGAGACAGAUAGAUGAGUAUGGCUGGAACACAAGUUUAAGAGAAUAAGUAUAAAAUGGGCCCACUGUGCUCACUGCACAAGCGUUCUUUACCAAAAAGCAAUUUCCCUGCAGCCCUGCCAGGCCUAAGUGGACAGAAUGUGUUGAUUGCUCAGCAAGCUUCCUGUUAUCUGCAUGGAAAUGCAGGUAGGAAUUAGCAUUAAUGAGAGGAACCCAAGACACUUUGA
Molecule: messenger RNA, 2243 nt
Organism: Ictidomys tridecemlineatus (thirteen-lined ground squirrel)
Lineage: Eukaryota; Metazoa; Chordata; Mammalia; Rodentia; Sciuridae
Product: olfactory receptor 2W3
Biological process (GO): G protein-coupled receptor signaling pathway
Cellular component (GO): membrane
Molecular function (GO): G protein-coupled receptor activity; olfactory receptor activity
Source: RefSeq, a predicted model, not a curated record